AUUAAAAACAAACUCUUCUCCCGCCUUCAUCCCUCAUCAACUCUUCAUCAGCACAGGAUUCCAAGACAACUCAAGAUGCCCUUCUUUCUAGUCUGUUUAUUUCAUUUUAUUUAUUUGUACUUGUUUCUGACAACAGGAUGCUGGUGAUGAUUUUUUUAACAGAUGUAGUACCCUAGAAACGAACCAAUUAAAUUCCUUUCUAGCUACUUUUUUAAAAAAAAUAUUCCCCACAUGACUCACAAUUACAUUUUGCAAGCUGAAGUUCAAGAGGGAGAGAGAGAGAGAGAGAGAGAGAAAGAAACAGAAGUGGACAGAAGUUAUUUUGAGCUCCCCCUGUGAUGAAGAGACCCUUGGUACAGUCCAAAGAGAUUUCAGGUUAAGAAGUUUGUUUGUUCCAGGAAUUUGCAAUUCUCUGUGCAUGUUUGCCAGGCGGAACAGGAACUCGAUGGCUUAAAAGUCAUUUUAAUUCAGACAGAGUCCAUGGGUUCUACCUCAGCCAAGCCCUUUAAAAACCAGAAGUAUGAAGCCCUCAAGCGACAGUGCCUUAAAGAGAAGAAACUGUUCGAAGACCCUGAAUUUCCUGCUUCUGACGUUUCCCUCUUUUAUCUGAAUCCACCACUAGCAAAUGUGGAGUGGAAACGCCCACAGGAGUUCUGUGAAGAUCCUCAUUUGACUGUCCACGGAAUCAGUUCCCACGAUUUACAUCAAGGAAGGCUGGGAAACUGUUGGUUUGUGGCUGCUUGUUCUUGCCUCGCUCUUCGGAAGAAGCUGUGGCAGAAGGUCAUCCCAACCAUUAAGGAACAGGACUGGGAUCAAAAGAGACCGGAGAAAUACGCUGGAAUCUUUCACUUCCAUUUCUGGUGUUUUGGAGAAUGGAUUGAUGUGGUUAUAGAUGAUCGGUUGCCAACCAUAGACAAUAAGUUGAUCUACUGCUCUUCUAAAGAGUCCAAUGAAUUCUGGAGUGCACUUCUGGAGAAAGCUUAUGCAAAGAUGGCAGGUUGUUAUGAAGCCUUGGAUGGGGGCAGCACAGCUGAGGCGAUUGUCGAUUUCACAGGGGCCGUAGCAGAAUCCAUCAACCUGAUUGAUGGUAAAUAUGACCACAGUAUCAUCGAGCAGGUGAAACUCUUUAGAGAAUUGCUGAAAGUUCAUAAAAGGGGAGGAUUGAUCAGCUGCUACAUCAUGCCUGAAUCCUACAGUGAUUUUGAAGUAGAGACGGACAUGGGUUUAGUCAAAGGACAUGCCUAUUCAGUGACGUCUAUCCUGAAAAUGUCUGUUGGAAAGAAGGACCUGUGCAGUGGAAAGUCUAAGAAACUCUUUAUGAUCCGAUUAAGGAAUCCUUGGGGAAACAAGGAGUGGAAUGGAGCAUGGAGUGAUGAAUCCGAUGAAUGGAAGAAAGUGACCAAAUCAGAGCGCACAAGAUUAGGCCUCACCCUUGAAAAUAAUGGAGAAUUUUGGAUGACAUUUGAAGACUGGUGCAAAAACUUCACCGAUGUGGACAUUUGUCGGAUUGUGAAUACUUCUCUCUUCAGUAUCCAUAAGACCUGGGAAAAGAAAAUGUUGCGUGGACAGUGGACAAAGAAUCCAAAUGCCAUGUUAAAUCGCUCUGGAGGGAGUUUAAACAACGAAGCCACCUUUCUCCAAAACCCUCAGUAUAUUUUUGAUGUUAAGAAGGUGGAAGACAAAGUCUUGAUCUCGCUACAACAGAAGGACCAACGGAUUCACCGGAAAGAAGGGGCAGGAGAUAAUCUUGUUAUUGGCUUUGAAAUUUUCAAAGUGGAAGAUAAUCGAGACUAUCGCUUGCACCAGUUGAAAAUACAAGAGAGGAUAACUAACUUCACCUACCUGAACAAUCGCAUUGUGCAUUUAAAAAUGCUUCUUAAACAAGGCCGAUAUCUUUUGAUCCCAACCACUUUUUCUCCAAACACUGAAGGGGAAUUUAUUCUGAGGCUCUUCACAGAUGUUCCAUCAGCACUCAGGGAGCUGAAACUGAACAAACCCAGACUGUCUUGUCUGGAUAUCCUGCUGGGUGUCCCUAAGAGGAUGUCCCUCGUUAAGGUCUACAGGGUGGAAGGACUCCAGAGUCAAAACCGUCAUGGGGAAACCAACCCUUAUAUAAUUAUCAAGUGUGAGAACAGCAAGAUCCGUUCUCCCUCCCAGAAAGUCACUGGGACUGCAGUUUUCAACACCCAGGCUAUUUUCUACAAAAGGAAGGUUGACAGCCCCGUUAUUGUGCAGGUCUGGCACAAUGCUUUCUUUGACCGGUUCCUGGGAGAAGUCCGGUUGUCUGGGUCGCCUAGUAGCCCUCGGGAUCUUCAGAAGUAUCAACUCCAUGGCAGAGGCCAGCAAGAAGCAGAAGUACCAGGUCAAAUCACUAUCAAGAUACUUUCCAGCGAUGACCUGGUGGAGCUGCUCUCAGAACUGCAAUGCUCUCUGUCUCAUCUAUUCCAAAGGAUAACCACCCCACCCCAUCCCCACAAGAAGAUGCUGCUAUCGAUCAACUUCUGGGUUUAUUGUCAUCGUCAUCAUCGUCCUCACUGUUAUUAUGAUAUUCUUUCUUUUUUUCUUUUUGGUUAAAUAAAGCAAGCCUUCCUUGGUGAUUCUCUUCUUCUUAGAACCAAAGCCCGCUGACCAGGAGCUAGGGAACAGUUUGGGUUCUUCCUGGUGAGGUGAAGCAGAAAAAGGAUUGUUCUCCUCCUUUUGGAAAGCCCCCCCAAAAAAGGAGAGCUGUUUUUGUGUG
Molecule: messenger RNA, 2737 nt
Organism: Thamnophis elegans (Western terrestrial garter snake)
Lineage: Eukaryota; Metazoa; Chordata; Lepidosauria; Squamata; Natricidae
Gene: CAPN6
Product: calpain 6
Exons: 14
Coding region: 481-2574 (697 amino acids)
Biological process (GO): proteolysis
Cellular component (GO): cytoplasm
Molecular function (GO): calcium-dependent cysteine-type endopeptidase activity
Source: RefSeq, a predicted model, not a curated record